UUUCUGCCUUGCCCCCUGGUUCCUUAUCCUCCUCUUCAGACCCUUUUGCUCUCGCGGUGCUGAAGGAAGACAUCUCCACUUGCAGGUUGUCCAAGUAGCAGGUGGUCCUGAGUCUCGUCCACUCUGUCCUUUGUGGCUCCCUGUACGGAUGCUCAUCCUGCCCUGAACCUGGGAUUCUUUCUUUCCUUCUCCUGCACUUACCCUCGCAGCCAUGCGGCGUCCACCCAUCCCUCUUUUCCUCCUCCCCAUCUUCCUCCUCUUCCUCCUGCCCUGCUCGGAGGCAGCGAAAAAGAAGGCCAAGCCAAAGGGCGAAGACGAGGGACGUCCCGCGCUGGCCUCCGGGGAGUUGAGCACCAAGGAGGGCCACCGCUGCACCUGGGAGGCACAAGAGGGCCGCAACAACAACAUCCUUCUCCAGGUCAGCUGCUCUGACCCCACUGAGAAGGAGGAGGGCGAGGAGUCCAAGCACUCCUACAGCUGCCAGUUCUCAGGCAAGCCCCUAGAGUGCCCGGCCUACGUAGACAAGCCUGCGCAAUACUGGAAGCAAGUGGUGGGGAAGCUGAAGAAGCGGACCAACGCCUGCGAGGGCGAGAAGGUGCUGAAGACGCGCCUGUGCAAGAAGGCGCCGGCCGCCGCCCACAUGAAGCUAGCCGAGAGGAAGGGAGAGGGCCAGAAUGACGGGGGGAAGAAGAAAGUGGGGAAUAAGGAAGGGGAGAAGGAGAAGGAGAAGCAGGUCAAGGGGGAGAUGAAGGAGGAGGAGGAGCUAAUGCAGGGAGACAGCGUCAAUGAGUUUGGGGAAGUGAGCGACGGGGCCGCGGACACGGAACCGGCCGAAAGCUACUGCGGAGAGGGCUGGCAUUCCGUCUGCCACUUCUUCACCAAGCUGCUAGACGGCUGAAGAUGUUAAGAAGCCGUGGCUGUCGUAAGAAAACCUCGUAACUUUUUUUUAGUUUUUAUUUAUUUUUUUUAAGUUUAACUUAAGUUUUUUAAGUUACAUUAAUGUCGACAAGUUAAGAACCGUCCCGUAAAGUUGCCGUUCCAGAGAGGUUUUCUUACAACAGUGGCGGAGUUUAAAAUGAUCCCUGGUCAAGUAUGCAGGCGGGUGGACCAGAAAAAAAUACACAAACAGAUUAGAGAUGAUGUUGAGUAUUAUCAAGGAUGUCAACUUCUGUAAUCUAAUUCAUGCUAUGUAAAGUUCUUAAUACUCAUUUUUCAAUUAAUUAGCCUAAUGUGGCUAUUGACACAACACUGUAUGACAGCUUUAGGAAGUAGUUCUGAGAUUAGUUGGUAGUUUCUUUGUAUAUUUAGUGCUUGUUAAGUAACUAGGUUUGGCUAAAACUUUGUAAAUGUUUUACAGACUUGAAUAAACUUACAAUUUGUAUUUAAAA
Messenger RNA from Colossoma macropomum (tambaqui), 1388 nucleotides. RefSeq names its product fibroblast growth factor binding protein 3 (gene fgfbp3). The record is from RefSeq and is a predicted model, not a curated record. The transcript has 2 exons. NCBI's taxonomy places the organism in Eukaryota, Metazoa, Chordata, Actinopteri, Characiformes, Serrasalmidae. Bases 212 to 898 code for a protein of 228 amino acids. Gene Ontology annotation, biological process: cell-cell signaling. Gene Ontology annotation, molecular function: growth factor binding.